UCAUCUACGCUUGCGGGAGCCGGCAUAUUCUGUGCAGGGAAGCGAUUUACAAUUUCUUUCCUGCCUUGCGUACCAAUAUCUUCCUUUCCAACUCUCUCUGUUGCUAGAGCUAAGGCAGUGAUGAACACAGCUGACUGCCUCUCUUUCGAUCUCCCUCUCUCUGUGUCUCUUCUCUCAUCCCUCGCUCUGUGUCCAUCAUGCAGAACAUAAGACAGGCUGCCACAGAGGCCUUUUGUCGCCUGGGUCUGAAACAAAAACAUACAGGUUACGAAGAGCUUACGAAUUUCAACGAUGUCCCAUGUGCUGUACGAACACUUCCCCCACAGUGGUACCACACAGUCCAGGUCAGGAGGAUAAGGUCAUUAAGAGCUCGGAGUAAUAGUGACCCACUCCAGGGGAAGAAUUUAGGUCAAGGACUGCAGUGGCAGAGAAAGGGACUGCCCUUCGGCACAGCAUCCUCUUACCUAAACCUUGAAAAAUUGGGAGAAGGUUCCUAUGCAACAGUUUAUAAGGGAAUUAGCAGGAUUAAUGGACAGCUAGUGGCUCUGAAGGUAAUAAGCAUGAAAGAAGAAGAGGGUGUGCCAUUCACUGCAAUCCGGGAAGCUUCUCUCCUGAAAGGUUUGAAACACGCAAACAUUGUCCUUCUGCACGACAUUAUCCAGACCAGAGAGACGUUAACGUUUGUUUUUGAAUACGUGCACACAGAUCUUUCACAAUAUAUGGCCCAGCAUCCAGGGGGGCUGCUUCCCUACAAUAUCAGGCUCUUCAUGUUUCAGCUGCUGAGAGGUCUGGCCUAUAUCCAUCACCAGCACAUCUUACACCGGGACCUAAAGCCGCAGAACCUUCUCAUCAGCUACCUAGGAGAGCUAAAGCUGGCUGACUUUGGUCUAGCCAGAGCCAAAUCCAUUCCAAGUCAGACAUAUUCUUCAGAAGUGGUGACUCUUUGGUACCGUCCACCGGAUGUGCUUCUGGGUGCCACAGAUUAUUCCUCGGACCUAGAUAUCUGGGGUGCUGGAUGCAUAUUUAUUGAAAUGCUUCAAGGAUACCCUGCUUUUUCUGGGGUUUCUGACAUAUCUGAACAACUUGAGAAGAUAUGGUCGGUAAUUGGGACACCGACAGAGGAUUCAUGGCAUGGAGUAUCACAACUGCCACACUACAAAACAGAAUGGGUCACGUUAUAUGAAAGUCAACCUUUUGGAAAUGUCUGGGACAGAUUAGGCAGAGUAAUGGGAGCUGAGGAUCUUACACAGAAGAUGCUGAAAGGUUCCCCUCGGGAAAGGAUCUCUGCUGAGGAUGCCCUUCUUCAUAAAUUCUUCAGUACUUUGCCAUGCCAGCUUCACCAACUGUCAGAUGUGCGGUCCAUAUUCACAGUGCCUGGACUAAGCCUCAAACCAGAAAUGCGUGACCUGUUCUUUUCACACCAGAAGAGCUCUCAACCACCUGCCCAUCACAAGCCUUGGUGAAUAUUACAGAGAUUAGGACAUUUGUCCCGCUCCGGAUGCAUCCUAUUGAAUGUACCAGUUCUCUUUCCAUGUUAGCUCAGCGUAACGAAACCUCCCCCCUCCUGUUGCCUUUUUAACAAAGAAGCCAUCGUGGAAUCAACUGGAAGAAUAUUGCACCUUAUAUACAAAUAAAUAGAAAGCCGAAUAUUGUUUUAACUGAGUGCCAAUGGGACAUCCAAAUAAUUGUUCUGCUUUCCAAAUGCAUUGCUGUUGAAUCUGGCACUAAAGUAAUUAAUAAAAUGGCUUCUCACAAAAGAAAAAAAAAAGAUCUAGUAGUGGUCUUUUAGCCACAUAUUAACAACGCUUCAUGAUAUUUAUUUGACCUCUGAUCGAUUCCCUAUGUAUAGGGAAAUUGUACCACAAAUAAAUAAAUAAGUUGGUUCUAGUUACCUUUGUAA
Messenger RNA from Pelobates fuscus (common spadefoot toad), 1900 nucleotides. RefSeq names its product cyclin dependent kinase 15 (gene CDK15). NCBI's taxonomy places the organism in Eukaryota, Metazoa, Chordata, Amphibia, Anura, Pelobatidae. The transcript has 15 exons. Gene Ontology annotation, molecular function: cyclin-dependent protein serine/threonine kinase activity; cyclin binding; ATP binding. Gene Ontology annotation, biological process: protein phosphorylation. The record is from RefSeq and is a predicted model, not a curated record. Bases 198 to 1463 code for a protein of 421 amino acids. Gene Ontology annotation, cellular component: cytoplasm; cytosol; nucleus.